AUGAGUCUCAUCCACUACAGCUCUGCAGACGACAACGACGAAGAUUACACAUCCAGCGACAACGACCAUCUCUUCAUGAAAGACUCUCCUCGCCGCAGAAGCAACGGCACUGCAAGUCCUCCUCACCACGAACCCGAUGACCAACCUCAACCACCAACAUCCCAGAAACUGAGCCGCUCAAACCCCAUCUGUGUCUGUCGCAACCCCUCCGCGAUUGCUUCCGCCGCAUAUUCAGCAGCAGCAUUCAGCCCCGUCGAACCCGCCAUCUGGAACGAAUUACGCAGGCUCUUCCACAGCGACGAUCCACGCAAACACUUUGACAUCUUGAGACGAAGCACGCCGGUGACUGAUGAGCAAGGCAAUGGGUUUGUGCUGGUAGAGGCGAGGGUGCAAGCUAAAGAUGGGAGCAUGGUUGCCAAAGGCGAGCCGUGUACUGAUAAUGUGCUUUCGCUGAGGAGUCUGAGGAAUGCUUUGAUGGAGACCAAGGGAGACAAGCGAAUGCCUGUUGAAAAUGGAGAAGAGAUUAUUGCGGGUAGGAUUGAGGGGUUUGAGAAGGUUUGUUCGGCUUGUGGGUUGCCUCGCUUUUGA
Molecule: messenger RNA, 588 nt
Organism: Aureobasidium musti
Lineage: Eukaryota; Fungi; Ascomycota; Dothideomycetes; Dothideales; Saccotheciaceae
Source: the annotation of a GenBank genome assembly